AUGUUCAGGCCAACAGCACCGCUGUCCGGGGGUCUGCUAUGGAAAAUCCCAUGGCGCCUGUCCCCCAUGCAAAAGGCGCGUCAGCGAAAGAGGCUCAAGUUGGUCGAUAAGGUUGUCGAUACUGUCAGCGUCGCAUUGCAGAAUAAUGGAGGCAUGACCGCAAAGGCUGUGGAGAGAUGGUACAAGGAGAUGCCCAGGGAAGAGGAGAUGCUCCCAAAAGACAAAUAUACGAUUUACGACCGCAAGGAGAAAAAGUACCGGAAAGGCAUUCACAAACUUCCCAAGUGGACGCGGGUUAGCCAGAGAGUAAACCCGCCAGGGUUCUAA
Exophiala dermatitidis NIH/UT8656 is the source of this 327-nucleotide messenger RNA. RefSeq lists its product as uncharacterized. The coding region runs from base 1 to 327 and encodes 108 amino acids. Gene Ontology annotation, molecular function: structural constituent of ribosome. NCBI's taxonomy places the organism in Eukaryota, Fungi, Ascomycota, Eurotiomycetes, Chaetothyriales, Herpotrichiellaceae. Gene Ontology annotation, cellular component: mitochondrial large ribosomal subunit. The transcript is spliced from 3 exons. The record is from RefSeq and is a predicted model, not a curated record.